This is a messenger RNA of Ostrea edulis (European flat oyster), 3275 nucleotides long. Its product is annotated as chloride intracellular channel protein 2-like. Gene Ontology annotation, cellular component: apical plasma membrane; cytoplasm. The transcript has 2 exons. The record is from RefSeq and is a predicted model, not a curated record. NCBI's taxonomy places the organism in Eukaryota, Metazoa, Mollusca, Bivalvia, Ostreida, Ostreidae. Gene Ontology annotation, biological process: chloride transport. Bases 353 to 1123 code for a protein of 256 amino acids. Gene Ontology annotation, molecular function: chloride channel activity.
GCUUCCUGUGUUAGGUGGAUGGAGUUACAUAUUUUAUUUGGGAAUACCAGUCUUGUGCUUGGAGUGAAGCUUUAAUUACUCAAACUCGGGGGUUCUUGAGAUUUACUAGCUGGCCAUUUGUGUGUUGUGUACAUUAUUGCAGCAACAGUUCAUCAGAUUCUUGCACAAGUCUGUAGAAUAGCCUUGAAAGGGUGUAGUUGGUUAUCAUCUGUUUGUGAAUUGGUGACACAGGGCACCAGCUAAGUGCUCUCGGAGAUAGAUUCUAGGAACUCUUUCCUUCAAGUGAUAUUUUUUUGAAAAACUAGUGAAUUUGUGCAAAAAAAAUUGCGGUCAUCAAGGAGUUCAUUUCAUCAUGAAUGGGCAAUCAAAUUCCAUGCCCUCCAAUCACGUAGAACUAUAUGUGAAGGCCGGCAAAGAUGGAGAAAGUUAUGGCGCAAAUGUCUUCUGCCAGAGGUUUUACAUGAUUCUGGAUAUCAAAGCUAAACAUGGAACUCUGACUUACGAUGUCAUUACCAUCAACAUGGCCAGGCCACCCGCAGAAUUCAAACGAUUGGCGAAUCGCCUUCCUGUUCUGAAACACAAUGAUGAAAUUCUGGUGGAUAAUGAUGAGAUUCUGCAGUAUAUUGAUGAACAUUUCCCCUAUCCCUCACUCAAGUAUGAUAACAUGAUUGCACACAGUGUGUGCUUAGAUGUUUUCGCAAAAUUUUCCUAUUACAUUAAGCAGGUGAGCCAUGGGCCAGAGGCCCUCUUGAAAGAGCUGCAGGCCAUCAAUGACUAUUUGGAAACCAGUCCAUAUAAGUUCACAUGCAGAGACGAGCCGUGUCACCUUGAUUGCCUGAUGUUGCCAAAACUGCAACAUAUUCGAGUAGCUGCAAAAGCAUUCAAAGAUUUUGAAAUCCCAGAGGAUAUGGUAGGGCUUUGGCAAUUCCUGAAAAGAGCAUAUGAAAAUGAUACUUUCCGAAAAACCUGUCCAUCGGAUCAGGAAAUUGUACAUGAAUGGGAGUCGAAGGCUGGGAUUCCACCACUCUCUGAAUCCAAGAAGAAAAUCUAUACAAUGGAUGGAUACGUUGAGCCCCAGUUUUCCAUGACUGUUCCAGAACUGCCCUCAACAAAUGGACAGUGAUUGAUAUCUACCACCAUUCUUUUUGGACAUGUUAAUGCUUUUAAAAUGUUUUCACAAUCAUGCUGUAUUCAUAAUAUGAUUUAUAUCGGUACAUGUUUUUUUAUUUCGUAUACAAGAAAUGUAAAAUUUAAUUACAUGAAAUGAUAAUGGUGUAACCUUGAAAAUGAAUCAACUGAAUCUGAAUCAUUUGAAAUCACUGGACAGCCGUGCACCAGGCCCAUGAUUAAUAAGGACGGGGUUUUUAGGAGAUGUAAAUGGUUUGUUUGACUAGGAUGGUUGGAAUUCUGGUUGACAUUAGUGAGCUUGAUUAGAUAACAUCUGCCCUCUGGGGUGGAUUUUGACAUUUUGCACUUGUUGCCAGCAAAUGUCAAGGGAAGUAAUUACUUUCUGAUGUAAAUUCAAUUUGAAGGAAAAACUAUGUCCUGUUUUUGUGAGGGUAUCAAGAUGUGCGUGGAACUUUCUUCAUUGGUGGUACAUGAUGUCCAUGUAUCCACUAUACACAUACCAGUGCUUGCAUUUUAAGAAUGUUCAGUAAUAUCAAAUCAAUAGUUUGCGUAUGAUUGAGAAUUUGUGUGUUACAUAUAUAUAUAUAUAUAUGUUGCUGAUGAUUGUGCUACUUUGUCCAACUGCAUUUAAACAUAAAAUACUUCUGUUCAUGUGAUCCAUAGAAAUAUGAUAUGAAUCAUUAUUACAGUCAAUGAAUUAUUUCAAUGUUUAAAUUCAUUUUAACUCAUUUAAAGCAAUUGUGCAUAUGUUCUGAAGUUUGUGAGUUGAAUCUGAGGUGUGUUAUUUGUUUUUUUAUUGGAUUUACACAAUACAUGUAGCAAUAUUCUAGUCUAAUACCGAAAUAUUUGAAAGCAGUCUUGCCAUUUAUUUUAUCUAAGUUUUAUUUGAAAGAAUAUUUACAAUAUAUUUUUCACCAAUAUUUUAUUGUCAUAUAUAUUAUCUUAUUUUUUGUAUUCUGUUGCUUUUAUUUCAUUUGUUUUAUUUUACAGUCAAACACGGUUAUAGUUAAACCCCCCCCCCCACCCCCCCCCCCCCCCCCCACCCCCAGUACAUAUAUUUGAUAUCUUGGAAAAUAAAAUCUUAGUGAAAGUUACAUGCAUACUUGGGUAUUCGGUAUAACUGUGUUUGCUGUAAUCAACUUGCAUUGUAAACAUGAUGACUUGAAUACCGGUAGUUAUUUAGUUGUGUAUUAGUUUUAGUAGAUCUAAGUCGUGUUUUUAGUUUUCAUGUGUAAGACUACAAGUUAGCUGAUGUAGAAGAACUAAGAGUGGUUUUGAGUAUUAAUAUUUCCAAACAUUUGGAAGAUCUUGAUAAUUUUUGGAAAAGAACCAUCAACUGCAUGUUAAUUGAAAAGUCAUCAGAGUGUCUUAAAUCAUAAAAUGUUAAAUUUUAGUUUGCGUAUUUGUUGGUAAGGUGAUUAUUAUAAAUGCAAAAUAAUAGAAACUCAAAUAUUAAUACUUUUGAUUAAGAAAUAGCUUGUACUAUUCUCAAAAUUACUCUUUUUUAACUUUUAGUCUUGUACAUGACAUGUGAGAAUAUUACAUAUUAAAUAUGAUUUAGUUGUGCAUAUACCAUUAAAUAAUCAAUCCUACUGCCCCUUAUAUAUCUUAAACUUUGUUUUUGUGUUGAGCUUUCUUUGGUUUAUGAUAAACAAAAUGCAUUUCCACAAAGAAUCAAUGUUUGUCAAUCAUUUCACCUUUAUCACCCAGUUUACCUUCAAUCUGGUUAUGUUGCAAAAUUUAUCUUGUUCGGUUUUGUUUGUGUGUUUGUUUGUUUUUUGUCAUCGCAAUAAAAUCCUGUGCGUGUGUCAUGACUAUUUGAGCUGAUAGACUGCUUCAAAACAGGAAUACUGUAUAUGCAACUUGAUAAGCUCUAUGAAACACUCUUAUACUUCAGUAUUGCCAAGAUAAGUCUGUACCUCGUUAUAAAUUAUCAACUCUGUAAAAAUCUCAACGGUGAUUUAGAAUUGUUUGCCACACAUGUACAAUGUUGCUGAAUUGUAUGUUUCAAUAUAGUGUUGUCCUGUAUAGCACUGUAUACAGUGUCAGCCAAAAGUCUCUACAAACAGCUUUGCUAAGCAGUUCAACACUUGCGUUUUGUAUGUACAUUUAUAAUGUUUAUGUCCAAUAAAGUGCAAAGACUACAA